This is a messenger RNA of Cherax quadricarinatus, 1507 nucleotides long. RefSeq names its product cytosolic iron-sulfur assembly component 1 (gene Ciao1). Gene Ontology annotation, molecular function: protein binding. Gene Ontology annotation, biological process: iron-sulfur cluster assembly. Lineage: Eukaryota; Metazoa; Arthropoda; Malacostraca; Decapoda; Parastacidae. The record is from RefSeq and is a predicted model, not a curated record. Gene Ontology annotation, cellular component: cytoplasm; cytosolic [4Fe-4S] assembly targeting complex; mitochondrion.
CAGCAACUUCACUAAGCUGACCAGUGUUGCUCCAGUCCUGGUGAAGGGUGGACGUCUCGCUCUUCUGGUCCUCCGUACACCGGCACGUUACCCUCGCUCCUCAUCCUGGGAAGUUUAUCUUUACCUUACAUAGCUCUUCUAGGGAAGAAGCAUCUGUUUCUUCGUCAUUUAUAGUGCAGACUGCUGAAAAGGAAGGAUGGCUACUGCUCUGGAAACAUUGACAGGCCACAAAGACAGAGUGUGGAAUGUAUCAUGGAAUCCCCAGGGCACAAUCCUCACCUCGUGUGGCUCUGAUCGCUCUAUUCGCCUUUGGGCUAAGGAAGGGGAUACUUGGAUUAACAAGAAUGUUCUUAGUGAAGCCCACACACGUACUGUACGAUGUGUGGCAUGGUCUCCCUGUGGAAGGAACAUGGCCUCUGCUAGUUUUGAUGCCACUGUCAAUAUCUGGGACUGUAAAGCCAAUGAAAUAGAGUGUAUUGCAACAUUAGAAGGUCACGAAAACGAAGUGAAGUGUGUUGCUUGGUCAGCAUCAGGGUCACUAUUGGCCACUUGUUCUAGAGAUAAGUCCGUAUGGGUGUGGGAAGUUGGUGAUGAUGAUGAGUAUGAGUGUUCAUCAGUCUUGCCAUCCCACACUCAGGAUGUAAAAAAAGUAGUUUUUCAUCCAAAUGCUGAUAUUCUUGCAUCAGCUUCCUAUGACAACUGCAUCAAACUUUACAAAGAAGAUGCGGAUGACUGGUCUGUAUUUUGCACUUUGAAUGGGCAUGAAUCAACUGUUUGGAGUCUUGCUUUUGACGCUUCAGGACAUCGAUUGGCAUCUUGUUCUGAUGAUAACACCGUGAAGAUUUGGCAGGAAUAUAAACCAGGAAACACUGAAGGAAUUGCCACACCAAACAAUGAACCUGUUUGGAAAUGCGUGUGUACUUUGUCUGGGUACCACAAUCGGACAAUCUAUGAUAUUGAUUGGUGCCAUCUUUCAGGAGCCAUUGCCACAUCAUGUGGAGAUGAUGCAAUUCGUAUUUUCAAAGAGCAUCCUAAUUCGGAAAAAAAUGCUCCUGUGUUUGACCUUAUUUUAACAAUACCUCAGGCACAUUCAGAAGAUGUGAAUAGUGUUUCCUGGAAUCCAGCAGUAAUAGGGUUACUUGCAUCUUCCAGUGAUGAUGGAACUGUCAAGUUAUGGGACUUCUCAAAAAUAUUCUGAAACCACUUUUUGAAUAUUGAGACACGAAAGUGAUAGCCAUUUGUUGGUGGAAUUCCUUGUGUAUUGUAAGAAAUUCUUGUGGCCACGAUAUGGGUUAUUCUUGUCUGAUUUACAUAUUUCACUGAAGUAUUGUACUGCAUGUAUAUAACUACAAGUGAUAUGAAAGAAAUGCAGUGCUUGCAGAAAUACUAUUCAUUUGUUUUAUGAUAAUUAAAUGUAUUUAUCCUUAGUUAUAAUUAGUGUAAAUAUUAGUCAACUAAUGUUAAAAAUCUUUAAUUUGGGUAAUAAAAUUAAAAUAUUCCAAUUAGA